This is a messenger RNA of Marasmius oreades (fairy-ring Marasmius), 618 nucleotides long. RefSeq lists its product as uncharacterized. Gene Ontology annotation, biological process: cellular response to oxidative stress. The transcript is spliced from 2 exons. Gene Ontology annotation, cellular component: cytoplasm; fungal-type vacuole; cis-Golgi network. NCBI's taxonomy places the organism in Eukaryota, Fungi, Basidiomycota, Agaricomycetes, Agaricales, Marasmiaceae. Bases 1 to 618 code for a protein of 205 amino acids. The record is from RefSeq and is a predicted model, not a curated record. Gene Ontology annotation, molecular function: glutathione disulfide oxidoreductase activity.
AUGUCUACAAUUCUAAUACCGCACCAGCGUUCAACAGCAGAUCAAAUCACUUUAGCGUUGGAGGCUAUGAAAAUAUCUUACCUCGAGGGGUCAAUACAACCAAAGCCCAAGCCCACUCACCCUCAAAUACGAUUAACUCUACCGCAAGAAUUAGCUGCUAUCACUGGGUUUCUAACCGGCCAACCUGCAAACACCAUACCUUUCUGGGUCAAUCCCACACUACCUAUCGACCCUCAAUUCGUUCUUGAUUUUGAUAUACAGAACUCCCAUGCGGCACAAGAUGUAGAAGAGAUGGUUCGCGAAGUUUGGAGUAACAACCCUGUCAUGCUUUGGUCGAAUUCUUACUCCUCUUCUUCACGGGAAAUCAAGCAAUCUCUUGCCCAUCUAUACCCCCCGCCAACUAUUAUUGACGUGGACCUCCGUGACGACUGUGACGUUUUGUCGUCUCUACUACAGCGUGUGACAGGCUCGGAACAACUUCCUGUUCUUCUUGUCGGUGGCGACUCCAUGGGAACACUGAAUGAAAUACGGGAAAAAAUCAAGAACGGAGAGUUGCAGAAUAGAAUGCAGGCUGUGGGCGUUGUCGUCGGCGGAAGGAAGCAGAGAAAUGGGAAUUGA